AUGCACAAGAUUUCCCAUGCAAGGGAUACACUCACUUCCACUCAGUUUCUCAAAGAUGGCGACACCAUCAUUUCUUCUGGUGGGAGAUUUGAGAUGGGGUUUCUCAGCAUCCCUGCUGGUUCCAUAAACCGAUAUGUCGGUAUAUGGUACAACCAAAUUUCUGUUCCAACAGUAGUAUGGAUUGCCAACAGAGAAACUGCCCUAACUAACACAACAUCCUCUGUCUUGAAGAUCAUUAAGCCUGGGCGGUUAGUUCUUAUUGAUGCCAAGAAUAACACUAUAUGGUCCACCAAUGCGUCAAGAUCAGCUCAGAAUCCGAUGGCACAACUGUUGGAUUCAGGGAAUCUUGUGGUGAGAGAUUCAGAGGAUGAAAACCCGGAGAAUUUCCUGUGGCAGAGUUUUGAUUACCCAACUGAUAAUCUUCUUCCAGGAAUGAAGCUUGGGUGGAAUUUUGUGACAGGCCACGAGGUAUAUGUGAGGGCAUGGAAGAAUGAAAAUGAUCCAUCUUCAGGGCAAUUCACAUUUCAUUUUGAUCCAGCCGGGUACCCACACUGUGUAACAAAGAAUGGUCCAGAAAAGAUUUACACAACAGGACCCUGGAAUGGUCUACGAUGGAGUGGAACACCUGGAAUAAAUCCAGAUAGUCCUCAUUACAAGUACCAAAUGUACAUGAACCUGAGGGAGGCUUAUGCCAGAUAUGAUGUCAUUAACAACUCGGUUUUACCAAGGUUAGCUUUGACUAGUUUUGGGGAUUUCAUAUCCUUGUCAUGGAUGGUUGAUACUCAAAGUUGGGUCAGUUUUGUCAAAGCUCCAAUGGAUAUUUGUGACAACUAUGCAAAAUGUGGUGCAAAUGGAAUCUGUAACAUAGCUGGCUCCCCAAUCUGUGGAUGUUUGGAUAAUUUUGUCAGUAAUUCCAGAGGGGGAUGGGAUUACACAUCCGAUGGUUGCCAUAGGAGGAUACCUCUGAAAUGCAAGAAUGGAACAGAUGGAUUCAAGAAGUAUUCUGGCAUAAAAUUGCCAGACACUACAAAUUCUUGGUUUAACACAACUAUGAGCCUUAAAGAGUGUGAGCACAAGUGUUUGAGCAAUUGUUCAUGCACUGCUUAUUCAAGUUUAGAUAUAAGCAAUGGAGGAAGUGGUUGUUUGCUUUGGUUUAAGGACUUGAUUGAUAUUCGGUUAUUGUCUCAGAAUGGACAAGAUAUUUACAUAAGACUCGAUUCUUCUGAGAUACCUGAGGAAUUUGGUCAUGCUAGCUCAAAGGGGAAGAAAGUACAAAUCAUCUUAGGUUCUUUAUUGCCGCUAACUAUAAUAAUCUUGCUAGUUCUGUGCUUUGGUUUGUACCUCUACAAAAAGAGUAAGGAGAAAAUGAUGAAGCUGAAAGAAUGGUUAGAAAUACCCUUAUUUGACAUGCAUACAAUAUCAAGAGCUACAAAUAACUUUUCAGAAAACAACAAACUUGGACAGGGUGGAUUUGGAGCUGUUUACAAGGGUGUUCUAGAAGACAAACAAGAAAUUGCUGUGAAGAGACUCUCAAAGACUUCCACGCAAGGAGUACAAGAGUUCAAGAAUGAAGUAAUUUGUAUUGCCAAACUUCAACACCGCAAUCUAGUAAAGCUUCUUGGGUGUUGUAUACAAGGAGAAGAAAAGCUUUUGGUCUAUGAAUACAUGCCAAAUAAAAGCUUGGAUACCUUUAUAUUUGAUGCAACAAAGAGCAUAUUGCUUGAUUGGUCAAAACGCCAUUCCAUUAUUAAUGGAGUUGCACGAGGAUUAAUGUAUCUCCAUCAAGAUUCUCGGCUAAGGAUAAUUCAUAGAGAUCUUAAAGCAAGUAAUGUUUUGUUGGAUAACAAUAUGAAUCCUAAGAUUUCAGACUUUGGGUUGGCAAGAAGUGUUGGAGGGGAUGCAACAGGAGCAAAUACAAACCGUAUUAUUGGGACACACGGAUACAUAUCACCUGAAUAUGCUACUGAUGGAACAUUUUCAAUAAAAUCAGAUACAUUUAGUUUUGGCGUUUUGUUGUUGGAAAUUGUGGGUGGGAAAAGAAAUAGAGGAUUCUCCCACCCAGACCACAAUCUUAACCUUAUUGGUCAUGCAUGGAAACUGUAUAAAGAAAAUAGGGCAUUGGAACUAAUUGAUGUUCAUCUUGCUCCAUCGUGUGAUCUGUCUCAAGUUCAAAGGUGUAUCCAUGUUGGAUUGUUAUGUGUGCAACAACGUCCAGAAGAUAGACCGAUUAUGUCUUAUGUGGUAACAAUAUUAUCCAAUGACGUUACCUUACCUGAAGCAAAAGAGCCUGGAUUUUUCACAGAACAAAGAGUAAACAUGAGUGAUUGCUCUCCAAGCACAGAAGGAACAGGUUCAAGAAACGAAUGCACCAUGACUAUCUUGGAUCCUAGGUAGAGCAUAUACAAUAAAUUCCUUGUAAAAUAGUUUCCCUUUUGGUAAACAACUUUAAUUUUACUGUACUUUUUUUUUCCUUCUAAUAACAAUAUGUGGUUGAAGUGAU
Messenger RNA from Ipomoea triloba (trilobed morning glory), 2500 nucleotides. RefSeq names its product G-type lectin S-receptor-like serine/threonine-protein kinase At4g27290. Gene Ontology annotation, molecular function: protein serine/threonine kinase activity; ATP binding. Bases 1 to 2394 code for a protein of 797 amino acids. Gene Ontology annotation, biological process: recognition of pollen; protein phosphorylation. The record is from RefSeq and is a predicted model, not a curated record. The transcript has 6 exons. Lineage: Eukaryota; Viridiplantae; Streptophyta; Magnoliopsida; Solanales; Convolvulaceae.